UAAUGCAUUAUAGCAAUGGAGCUUCUAUCCUGCACCAUUCUUUUCCUUAUUUCCCUCGUCUCCACCUUCCUAGCCCGAAACUUCUUCUCCAAAACCCGAGCCAAGACCCGCCACUAUCCACCGGGUCCGCUAGCCUUACCAGUCAUCGGACACAUGCACCUAUUCGGUUCGAGCCCCCACCAUGCUCUCUACAACCUUGCAAAGCGUUACGGUGAGAUCAUCAGUAUCCGCCUCGGGUCUGUCCCUUACAUCAUCGUCUCCUCACCAGAAGCAGCAAGAGAAUUCCUCCGUACUCAUGAGCUCGCCUUUGCAUCUCGCCCGCAAUCUAUUGCGACUCGAUAUCUCGGAUAUGGUGGUCAUGGCUUCGCAUUUGCACCUUACGGGCCCUACUGGAAGUUCAUGAAGAAGCUCUGCAUGUCGGAGCUCCUAAGUGGCCGUAGCCUUGGGAACUUCCUUCCCAUAAAGCGAGAAGAGAUACAUGGGUUCUUGCAAUUACUGUCGAUAGCCUCAGCUGACAACAAGUCGGUGAAUAUCGGCGAAGAGUUUAAGCUGAUGGUGGGCAACGUUAUAUGGAGGAUGUCGAUGAGCCGGCGGUGUUCUGGGAAUGAAGGCGAGGCGAAGGAGAUUCGGAUGUUGGUGAAUGACGUGUCGAAGCUGCAAAUGGAAUUCAACAUCGCGGAUUACAUUGGGUUUUUCCGUUAUAUUGAUUUGCAAGGGCUGGGGAAGAGAUUGGAGGUGACUCAUCAGAGGUUUGAUGAGAAAAUGGAGGAGAUUGUUAGAGAACAUGAAGAAAAGAAGGAGAAGGAGAGAGGUGAAAGUGUGAAGGAUCUGAUGGAUAUUUUGCUUGAGAUAUCCGAAGAUGAGAGUGCUGACAUGAAGCUAACUAGGGAACACAUCAAGGCUUUUUUUCGGGAUAUCUUUGCAGCGGGAACUGCUACAACAGCCCUUGGGAUGGAAUGGACCUUGGCAGAGCUCAUUAACAAUCCAAGGGUUUUAAAGAAAGCAAGGGAUGAGAUCGAUUCGGUCGUCGGAAAGCAUAGGUUGGUCCAAGAAUCUGACAUUCUCAGUCUUCCUUACAUGCAAGCAAUCGUCAAAGAAACGCUUCGAUUGCAUCCAACGGACCCGAUUAUCCUUAGAGAAUCGAUCCAGGAUUGCAAGAUCAAUGGCUACGACAUCCCUGCUAAAUCGGGGGUCUUCAUCAACAUCUGGGCCGUUGGAAGGGACCCCAACCACUGGGAAAACCCGCUAGAUUUCCAUCCGGAGAGGUUUAUCGGUGAAAACGGACGGACCCAAAUAGACCUCAGGGGCCAACAUUACCAUUUUCUGCCGUUUGGGAGUGGCAGGAGGGGCUGCCCAGGCACAACACUGGCUUUACAACUCAUCGAGACCACGAUCGCUGCCAUGGUCCAGUGCUUUGAUUUGAAGAUGGACGGCAAUGGCAAAGAGGGUGGGACGAUUGACAUGUCGGAAGCGCCCGGACUGACCCUCUAUCGGGCACAACCGUUGAUUUGUCUUCCUGUGGCCCGUCUUGAUCCAUUGCCGUUGGUCGAAUAAUGAACGGUGAAGGAUUGUCAUUGGCACGUGCCGAGAUGGGAGUCUUUUUUCAUGUUGUGUGUUGCGUUGUAGAUUAUCAAUGCUGACGUAAUAUGUUAUAUCAUUGCGUCGGAUUCUUCCGUUGUUAUAGAUUGUUGUGUCCGUUUACAUAAAGAAUCCUGAUCCUUGCAUAAAAUGGGCCAGAGAGAGUCCUGUGA
This is a messenger RNA of Magnolia sinica, 1751 nucleotides long. RefSeq names its product cytochrome P450 93A3-like. The transcript has 2 exons. NCBI's taxonomy places the organism in Eukaryota, Viridiplantae, Streptophyta, Magnoliopsida, Magnoliales, Magnoliaceae. The record is from RefSeq and is a predicted model, not a curated record. Bases 16 to 1554 code for a protein of 512 amino acids. Gene Ontology annotation, molecular function: monooxygenase activity; iron ion binding; heme binding.